Messenger RNA from Daucus carota subsp. sativus, 949 nucleotides. RefSeq names its product thaumatin-like protein 1. The record is from RefSeq and is a predicted model, not a curated record. Gene Ontology annotation, cellular component: extracellular region. Bases 98 to 802 code for a protein of 234 amino acids. Gene Ontology annotation, biological process: defense response. The transcript has 2 exons. Lineage: Eukaryota; Viridiplantae; Streptophyta; Magnoliopsida; Apiales; Apiaceae.
UACAUUUUGGGCCUAUAUAAACCCUCCUAUGCCCUAUCUUAUACCAUAUCAUUGUUCAUCUCAUUUCUAAAUAUAUCAUCACCUACAUAUAUACAAGAUGGAAUUGCAGACUCUCUUCGCUUUUUAUUUUGCUGCCCUUCUGUUAGUUGGUGGCGAGUCAGCGAUAUUCACAAUCAGAAACAAUUGCCCAAACACAAUCUGGCCAGCUGCACUAACUGGUUCUGGAUCACAGCCAUCAACCACAGGGUUCGAACUCGCUUCACAAGCCACAAACACUAUCAACAUUCCAGCUCCAUGGUCCGGAAGAAUCUGGGCUAGAACAUUCUGCACUGCCACUUGCCUUACCGGAGAGUGUGGUCAAGGCGCGGGACCAUGCAAUGGCGCUGGCGGCGCUCCACCAGUAACCCUAAUCGAAUUCACAUUAAACGGCGACGAUGGAAAGGAUUUCUACGACGUCAGCAACGUUGAUGGUUUCAACUUGCCUGUUAGUGUAGUGCCCGAAAACUCAGCAUGUCCAACAACAAGCUGCGCCGCGAAUAUAAACGACGGGUGUCCAGCUGGACAGGAGGUGAGAGGUCCAGAUGGUGCUACAGUCGGCUGCAAGAGUGCUUGCGCCGCCUUCAACAAACCGGAAGAUUGUUGCACCGGUGAAUUUAAUAGUCCAGAUACAUGCAAGCCUUCAGCUUCUUCGUUGUACUUCGAAGGGAAGUGCCCACAGGCUUAUAGUUAUGCUUAUGAUGACAAGACUAGCACCUUCACUUGCCCUACUGGAACUAACUACCAAAUCACAUUCUGUCCUUAAUUAAAAGGUCAAUAUAAAUUGACAUGUUAUGUUAUCUAUUUCUCACACACUAGAUAAGGUGCUCUCCCUUUUCUAGGGGUAAUGCAAAUGUAAGAGUGCUAUAAUAUUGAAUAAGUGAGAUGAAUAAACAUUGUACCUUUUGCUGUA